GGUGGGGCUUCAAGGCAGCGGUGUUGAAGCAGAGGAGGUUCACGACGGAGUUGCGCGGUGAUAUAACCUCUGUGAUCGCAGAAUACAAGAAGUCCCUGGUGGCUGAACAUGCAUGCAUUAGGGAAUAUACCUCCCGUCCUGGUGAACAUGUGCUGCUUACAGAUCGUUAUGUGGAUCCACUCAUCAUCCAGAGACAGAGAGAGAAGAAAGAGAAAGAAAAAGAGAUUCGCUAUAGAGGAGAAGAUUUCCACCAUGCUAGAACCUACCAUACAGGCCACCAUAUUACUGUUGACAAGCUGUUCAGUAAAGAUGAUGGCCCAAACAGUGUGCCUCCAAAAGCUGUUAUUCUGCAAGGCAACUCUGGAAGUGGAAAGUCUUUCACAGCACAAAAGAUCCUUUACGAAUGGGCUAAUGGAAAUCUCUUUGCAGGAAUCUUUGAUGUAGUCUUUCACCUGAAGUGCUCAGAUCUCAAUGAUAUUGCGGGAGACAUAAGUCUGGUGGAGCUUCUGAACUGCAGUGAGGAAAUGGCUCCGAUCUUAAGGAAAAUACCAGAGAGAGUACUUUUCUUGGUUGAUGGGUUCGAUGAACUCAGACUUUCGCUGCCUAAAAAGCCAUUGCCUGUCAAAGCAGACAUCAAAGCCAAGCCUGGUGCUGUUCUAAGCUCCCUUCUGAGGGGAUGCAUGUUGCGGCAAGGUCAGUAGCGGCAAAAAAACUAACAAAGCUAUUCAAGCAUCCACAGCGCUUUACUGAGAUCAUGGGCUUCUCUGAGAACGGGAUACAAGAGUACUUUCAAAAUUUCUUUGAGAACGAUGAGCGUUCCAGACAAGUGUAUGAAGAAGUUAAGGCAAAUGGAACACUUUACGCAGCCUGUUCCAUUCCAGUCAUGUGCUGGCUUGUCUGCAGUGUCUUUAAGGAAAAGAGCAAAAUGAGCAAAAGGAUGAAUAAAAGUGGAUUCAGAAGUACCACCUCCGUAUUUGUUGAUUUUGUGUUUAUUCUGCUGGAGCAUCAUUGUCAAAGCUUAACUGAGUCUCAACAGCGUGACCUGCUGAAGGAUCUUGGCCAACUAGCACACAAAGGAAUUCUUAAAGGCCGAGUUCUGUUCCAGAGAAACAAAGUGCCAGAGACGAUUUUAAACGCCUUGCAUUCGACCAGCAUUCCCUUCCUCUGCACCUUUUACUACAGAGAUAGAAUAAGUGUGAAGGAAAUGUUUUCCUUUAUGCAUCUCAGCUUUCAGGAGUUCUUUGCUGCUCUCUUGUACACUUUCCUUGAUGAAACAGAGGCAGAGCUUAAAUUAGAAAAGCUGCUUUCUGAUUCAUUGCAGGGCGGUUAUCAUCUGUUGCCUAUUGUCCAGUUUCUUUUUGGUCUCUCUAACAAGGCAGUCAGCGACUUACUCAUGAAGAAGCAUCAACAGGCAGUGUCUCAUGCCACAUGUGCCCAGCUGGACAAAUGGCUCUAUGAAUUUGUCUCACAAAAUACAAUCCGCUUGAAUGCACAUUUGAGCAAUUUCGCUCUUCAGUGCUUGUAUGAAGUCAAUGACAAGUACAUGGUGCAAAAUGCUAUGAAGAUUUGGGAAACAAAUGGAGUUGAAAUAGAGUUGAGUUCCUCAAAUAUGACCGAUUACCAUGCAGCAGCACAUUGUCUGCAAUUUUGUCGACGCAUCAGAAGCUUGGACCUGCAAACAAGUACAGUGGAGAAUCUAAAAAUGCUAGAAAAGGCAGUGAGGAAAUCCGAUAAACUAUGCUUAUGUGUCAGUCAUGCGUCAGAUAAUGAUGUUGCAGAUCUGAUCUUAGCUGUGGGAGACAGAAAAGACCUUCGACGUCUGAGUGUAGAAGAUGGUGCUCUUACUGACCAAAGUGUGAGAAAGAUCAUGAGCGCACUGCACAACCACAGAUCAGUGGGAAGUGUUCAUCUAUCAGUGAAGACCAUAAAUUACACCAAUACAGAAAUCUUCAUGAACCUUCUUAAGACUAAUGUGGUUUCAGAGAAACUCAGUUUAUGUGUGGCUACAAAGUGCAGGAACAGUGAAGAGAACCUCUGCUCUCAUCUUGAACUACAACAUAACUAUCUUGACAGGUGUAGGGCAUUCAGCAUAUCUGUUGAACCCAAAAAGCUGGAUUCAGAUGAUGCACUCAUUUACUCUGGACAGACUUUCAAGUCUAUCUACUUUUGUGGUAGUGACCUGACUCUAUCUGCCUUUGCCUGGAGAAAGUUUCUUCAGAUAACAAGUAAUCUAAAAAAAGGCGAAAACCCUGAGUUCCAUAAGAACAUUGAUGCACUUCUGUCGUUCCUUCCCUCCAUGCCUGACUUACAAAAUGUGAAUCUUGCUGCUAAGAACUUGAGCCAGAAGUGCGCGGCAAAGAUCCUUUCUUUCUUCUACACCAGGCCAACGCUAGAGCAUUGUUUAUUUUGGUUUGCUGUGGACAGUCUCAAGGGCAUGGGUGAAGAGGACAUCUGCUCUUUGUUGUUGAGCAUACGCAAUGGACAUUACGUGGAGAAUCUUCUCCGUCUGGAUUUAAAACCACAUGUUUGCAGUUUCAGUCCUCGCACAACCCAAAGCAUGGAGUCUACACCAGUACUUCAGGAAAUCUCACUUAGGUUUCCAUUUAUGAAAGGGGACCAUGUGGACUGGGAGGAUUUUCUCAGAAGGCUCAGCCAGUUGUGGAAAUCACUAGAAAGAUAUCCACUGUUGUCUUUUCUCCGCUCUGUGCCUGAUUUGACGGAGGUUAUGCUGUGCUUGAGCAGUCUACAUGAGAUCUGGGCUGUCAGGAUACUUUCCUUCCUCCAGGCCUGUCCAAGUCUACAAUAUUUGCAGGUGGAAGUGGACAAUGGAAGUGAAAAUCUGGGAAUAGCCAGAGGAAACGUUUUAAGGGAAGUAUAUGCAGUGAGGGAAGUUCUGUUCUUUCUAGGGUGCCAUCAUUUGGACUGGCGUAAAUCAGGGACAUUUAAUAUACAGUACACACUGCCUGAUCAUGAAGUGGUCCCCUGUAUUAUCUUCUACAUGGGAAACAGCCCAGAGAUCUACAACGUAGACUGGAGACAAUUCUUUGGAUUUUACCAUAAACUGAAAUCCCUGACUGAGCACUUAUGAAGACCUGUCCCAGGCUGCGUAUUAUUGAAUUGUGUUCUGAUCUAGUGUUUCAGUACCGAGUCAGCCAACAAUGAAUUUCAC
Messenger RNA from Pygocentrus nattereri (red-bellied piranha), 3169 nucleotides. Its product is annotated as NACHT, LRR and PYD domains-containing protein 4E. Bases 677 to 3088 code for a protein of 803 amino acids. Gene Ontology annotation, cellular component: cytoplasm. The transcript is spliced from 16 exons. The record is from RefSeq and is a predicted model, not a curated record. Lineage: Eukaryota; Metazoa; Chordata; Actinopteri; Characiformes; Serrasalmidae.